Uncinocarpus reesii 1704 is the source of this 1431-nucleotide messenger RNA. RefSeq names its product cysteine desulfurase. Lineage: Eukaryota; Fungi; Ascomycota; Eurotiomycetes; Onygenales; Onygenaceae. Gene Ontology annotation, cellular component: nucleus; mitochondrion; cytosol. The coding region runs from base 1 to 1431 and encodes 476 amino acids. The record is from RefSeq and is a predicted model, not a curated record. Gene Ontology annotation, molecular function: cysteine desulfurase activity. Gene Ontology annotation, biological process: iron-sulfur cluster assembly. The transcript has 2 exons.
AUGUCCAAUUUGGCACCCCAUGCCAUCCGACAGGCCUCGCGGGCCUGUUCGAGGCAAUUGCCACCGUCACAGAGCUUGCUGAGACCCUUAUCCUGCACAGCUUCUUUCCAUCGCACAUCCCAACGGCGCUAUGUAUCGGAAACCAAGGAUAGAAAGGCUCAGACGACCGUUGACUCCGCCGUCAAAGCAGAGCAGCGACUGUUUACAGAGCAAACCGGGCUCAAGCCAGAUGCUGUGCGGGUACCAGGCACUACAGUAACUGGCGACACACUGUUGAGUCCGAAUGCCGGAAUCUUGAAGCAAGCGACCGUAAUGGACCAGGGAGCUCGCCCGAUUUACCUUGAUAUGCAAGCUACGACUCCCACCGAUCCUCGUGUUCUCGAUGCGAUGCUGCCCUUCCUCACUGGCUUGUACGGUAAUCCCCAUUCGAGAACGCAUGCAUACGGCUGGGAAACGGAGAAGGCUACCGAGCAGGCUAGAGAAUAUAUUGCCAGCCUCAUCGGCGCGGAUCCAAAGGAGAUUAUUUUCACCAGUGGAGCUACCGAGAGUAACAACAUGAGCAUCAAGGGCGUGGCGAGGUUUUUCGGUCGAUCUGGAAAGAAGAAGCACAUCAUUACCACACAGACGGAGCACAAGUGUGUCCUUGACAGUUGUCGGCAUUUGCAGGAUGAGGGUUUUGAAGUGACUUAUCUGCCUGUCCAAAACAAUGGACUAGUCAGGCUGGAGGACCUGGAGGCGGCAAUUCGUCCCGAGACCGCGCUGGUCAGCAUAAUGACAGUCAACAACGAAAUCGGUGUUAUUCAGCCAAUGAAGGAGAUUGGUGCCCUUUGCAGAUCUAAGAAGGUCUUCUUUCAUACCGACGCUGCCCAAGCAGUCGGUAAGAUUCCGGUUGACGUCAAUGCCUGGAAUGUUGACUUGAUGUCGAUAUCCAGUCACAAACUCUAUGGACCAAAAGGUAUCGGGGCUUGUUACGUUCGGCGCAGGCCGAGAGUCCGUCUCGAUCCCAUCAUCAGCGGUGGUGGCCAGGAGCGGGGCCUUCGCAGCGGCACGCUUGCACCCCAUCUUGUCGUUGGCUUCGGAGAGGCCUGUCGAAUCGCCAGCGAAGAUAUGCAGUAUGAUACCAAGCACAUCGAACGGCUUUCGAAGAAGCUUGUUGACGGCCUUCUCGCUAUGGAACAUACGACGCUGAAUGGCGACGCGGACCGCCACUACCCUGGUUGCGUGAAUGUCUCCUUCGCUUAUGUGGAGGGUGAAUCGCUCCUCAUGGCGCUAAAGGAUAUCGCGUUGUCAUCCGGUAGCGCCUGUACCUCUGCCUCUCUGGAGCCAGCUAUGUCCUCCGCGCACUUGGGAACAGUGACGAGAGUGCGCAUAGCAGCAUUCGUUUUGGAAUCGGUCGAUUCACAUCCGAGAGUGAAAUCGAUUACGUAUUGA